Closterium sp. Naga37s-1 is the source of this 1299-nucleotide messenger RNA. NCBI's taxonomy places the organism in Eukaryota, Viridiplantae, Streptophyta, Zygnematophyceae, Desmidiales, Closteriaceae. The record is from the annotation of a GenBank genome assembly.
AUGGCAGCGUUUCUUCAUGCAGUCAAGUCGCAGGGGCUCGCCACGCGAAUGAUAAUUUUCGCCAGCCCUGUCGCCAUCGUCGUCCUCAUCUUCCUCGCCUACCUCGCAGCGUCGCCCACCAGUAAUCCUGCAGAGCUGGCGAUCGGCGACGCGGACCUGCUGACGUCAAUCGUCGGCGGCAAAUCCGCGUCUCGCGUGAUCAUUGAAUCCGACGGUAUGGAUGAUUCCGAAGGUCUACGCGUCGCCGUGCAACCUAUUAGCAUUCUUCAACUGCGUGGUGCGAAUCCAAAUACGAUUUCUGCGGGGCCGGCUGUCGGCAGCAGAAGCAAGAAAAGCGAUGGAAGCUUGCUCAAGGGAGCUGGAAGGAGUUCCCAGAGCAGCAAGAGUGACGGGAGAAGCAGAUUGGCCGGGAGCGCGGCCGCGAGUAGCGAAACUGCCACGGGAAGCUUCCUCCCGCAGAUGAACAAAGCGGCUCUCGCCGUGAGAUUGAGAUUGGGCACUGAGGAGAUCCCUGCAGAGGCUACGAACGGCGGAAGUGGGGAGGGGUUAAGGGCAAAGACCGAGAAGGAAACGGGGGCAGGCAGGAAGAGUGACGGAGGUAAUGCGGAGGCGGACGCGGAUGCGGAGGCGGAAGGAGAUGCGGAGGCGGAGGCGGAGGAGGUGGACGACGAGCAGCGGGGGCUGCCGGCGGAGGUGCUGGCGAAAGAGCGCAAGCUUGCGCGUGCGCGAAAGUCAAGAUCCGCCACCUCGCGGAAGGCCGUAAAGGUCACUGAUGGUAACACAGUGGACGAGAUUGGCGAAGAGGACGACGAAGCAGAAACGGAGGAGGAGGCGGAAAUGUUGAAUGCGGAAAAUGAAAAGGGAUCCGACGCCACUGCCGCAGCCAACAAAACUAGCGAGGAGGAGGACGUGUUUCGCGAGCUGAAGCUUUCGCCGGAAGACGAGGCGACGCUUCGCUAUCUUCGCAAAACGCGCGUGGAGCGCGAGAAGGCGGCAAGCCGCGUGAAGCACAAGUACCGCAAAGUGGCGUUCAUGUUCCUCACCAAGGGCCCCAUCCCGCACGCCAAGCUGUGGGAGCGGUACUUCAAGGGUCACGAGGGAAGCUACUCCAUCUACGUGCACACGGCGCCCGGCUACGAAUUCCCCAAGAAUGCCUCCGCGCUCUUCCGCAACAACACCAUCCGCAGCGAAGCGGUGUCGUGGGGGUCGCCGACAAUGAUCGACGCCGAACGACGGCUGAUUGCCGCGGCGCUCAAGGACCCAGCCAAUCACAAUUUCGUGCUCAUCUCCGAGUCGUAA